CCUCCACCCUGACGUGCGGGGAAACUAACGCUAGCUGUUGGUUCCAGCGGUGGGAGGAGGAUGGAGAUGCCGGAGAAAUAGCAGACGACGGAACGUCGACUCUGGUGCUUCCCCACCAAACAUUAACAGCGACAGACCAUGAUUGAGAUGUUUUACGCCACAGACCUGAAUACCAAAUUGCCUUCGACAAUCAAGAGAUAGCCAGUCUGCUGGAUGGAGACCCAGGAGGACUGACAGAGUCUCUUUCCCCCAUGGGUGACGCACCAACAGUCUGAGAAAAUGCACUGGGCCGGCAGAUCUGUUUUUCUGGUACUGGCGACCCUUAUCGCCUCUCGCACCACCGGGGCCUUAUCAGUGGACAUGGACGGAAACCGUACAGAAAAUGGCACUGUGACAGACGGCGGAUUUGUCCCAGUUGUGUUCACAAAAGUGAACCAGAUAAUUGCUCGGGAGGGUAGCUGCGUGCUGAUUGACUGCAAUGUUACCGGAGACCCGUUCCCCAGUGUUCAGUGGUUCAACUCCCAUGGAGACCGCUUGGAUACAGAGACAAAUGGUGGGAAGUGGUGGCUGUUGGACGGUGGUGUCCUCAACAUCACCAGCAUCGAGUUUGCAGACCGUGGAAAGUACACCUGCAUGGCAUCCAACGUUCACGGCAGCUCCAACUGCACAGUGACGCUGCGUGUGGUCUUCACUAACGGGGACAUGGGCGUGUAUUACAUGGUGGUAUGUCUGGUUACCUUCACCAUCAUCAUGGCCCUGAACGUCACACGCCUCUGCAUGAUGAGCAGCCACCUGAAGAAGACGGAGAAAGCCAUCAACGAGUUCUUCCGCACAGAGGGUGCCGAGAAGCUGCAGAAGGCCUUCGAGAUCGCCAAGCGAAUCCCCAUCAUCACCUCGGCUAAGACGCUGGAGCUGGCCAAGGUGACGCAGUUCAAGACCAUGGAGUUUGCGCGGUACAUCGAGGAGCUGGCUCGCAGCAUCCCGCUGCCGCCGCUCAUCAUGAACUGCCGCACCUUCAUGGAGGAGAUCCUGGAGGUGGUGGGGGUGGAGGAGAUGAGGCACACCUUUGUCAGACAGGCGCCCGAGGGAUGCCGCGAGGGACCGAGCAGGGCCAUCGGGGCGAGAGACGUCUUCACCAUCCUGCAGGAGAGGGAGAGGGAGAGAGAGCGGGGGCGAGAGAGGGAGCGCAGCGAAUCGCCCGCUGCCGACUCAGACAACUCUUCAGUCCACGAGCAGCCGCAGCACAUCGCCAUCCAGGUGUCGGUCCACCCGCAGCUCGCCAUCAGCGGUUACUGCAGCAUCGAGGCCCCACCUCAGCCAGAGGCUGCACCCUCCUCCCCUCCCCCCUCCUCCCCUCCACCGCUGACUCCUCUUCACCAGGAGGCGCAGCCCGAGGCGGAGGGACAAGACAGCCAGCAGGCUGCGCCCGAACCGACAGACGCAAGUAAGACCCCGUCCUGCCAGGUGUUCUACGAGAGCCACGUGUGACGAAAGGAACGGACCCUGGAGGACGAGUUAUCUGCUAUGCAUUUCCACUUGAAGACAAAAGGUCAACAAAACAUUUUUAAUUUCACAUUUUUGAGAAAAAUCACUUUUUUUUAUCUUUUCUGAAUGGAUCUCUUGAAACCUUUCUAGGCUGUUCUGAGAAUCCAUCAUGAGGUUUUUAGACACUCUGGACUUUCAUGCUUGAAUGUACACGGGAGGGGUAAUCGAUAUUAUCGUUAAUGUAAUAGGCAGCGAAUUGUACUGGGACAUUUCCUGUGUUGAGAUUUUCAUAGCUCAGACUAUUAUUUAAAGAAUUAGGGUACUUCACUCUCGGGGGAGAAAGGUUUUUUCGGUUUUUAGUUUCUUACAGUGCUAGGGUUUUUAUGACUAACUCCAGAAAUCUGCCUCAAGCUGCUCUUCAUGCUGUUUUUCAAGCCAUGAAAGCUCAGCUUCCUUCAUCCGCUCAAGAAUUCACAUCCAGCUACUGUUACAGCUGAUCCGCUGUUAUUGUACAAUGUUCUGCUCACCUAGAGAUGCAUGCUGGACUGAAAAAAGAUUCGAGAGUUUGGUCAUCAUUUCAUGAUUGUAUGGCCUACUGUAUUUCUACAAAACAAGAAGUAAGCCGGGUGAUUCUGUGUACAGUAUAUUUCCUGAUUGGGUCAUACACACCUCUGGGUAGAGUUCUUGUCCGUUUCUUUUAAAAUAUUAAGUAUUAUUACCCAUUGUGGUGUGAUUUUGUUUCGCAGCUAGUUUAAGCUGUUUUCUUUGUUUUCUUCCUCCUCAGUAGAGAGAAGUAGCGUCCUUUCCUCUGCCAUGUGCUUUUCCUUUUCUUUUUUAAAAAUUAUUAUUUAAUUGAUCUCAUCUCAGCAUCGUCUUGCUUCUGCAGAGGCUUUACAGUACAGUUGCAUUUCUGCUGCAUGUGAAAGUGGACAGUGGGGAUGUUUGACAUCUUUCUCUGGGCCUAAAAGGACUCCUUUCUUUCUUCCUCUUGCUUGGCUAAUGGUUCAGUCUGUGGCGGAGAUGAACUGAACUGGAUGCAGUUCUGCUUUUACCGGUGCUCUUGAGAUGCCUCUUUUUUUGUAGUGAAUGGAAGUGCUGUGUUUAAAAAAAAAAAAAAAAAAAAAAAGUUUGGUCAUGGUUUUUUUUCCCCUCACUGGUGCAUCUAUUACUUCAUGUGUCUUCCUUCUUUGUGAGUUCAUUUUGAGGGGAAUUUAUCUACUUUUUCCUACAGUCAUCCCUGUUAAUGUCUAAUGAAAAAUAGUACAUUUAUGGUAUGUGUUGAGUCUUAAGACACUACAAGGCCGCAACUGGUACACAGUCAGAGUUUUGUCGCAGCAAAGAUUGUACUAUGACAGGAGCUAAACAACAUUUAAACUGAUGAGAUGGAGUGAGUUUAAACAGCUGAACUACAUUUGUAUCUGAGAGAUUAAAUCUGAGGUUUUCAAAGUGGGGCUUGGAGGGAGAGAUGUGAGGCAAAGAUACUGUGUGACAAGGUACUUAAAAAUCCUUUUCCAACUCCAUCUCGUAGUCAUGAACAUACUUUUGGAUUAGAUGUAAUUUACACUUUUUGAGAAUAUUAUUAUCCCCAAUGUCCAUCGUGAAUAAAUAUCCACAAGACUGCCAAAAAAUCACGUAAAAAAGACGAUGCUUACAACCCCAGACUUGCCUGAGAAUCAUUGCAUUUUAAAGUUUUCAUCGAUGCAAUGCAAUCAAUGCAAUCCAGUGAUAGUUGCCUGUUUAUCCUUGAGUAUAUUGUAAACAGGAAAUGCUUAUAGCUAAUUCAGCAUACUUUUCAUGGUGCCAAUUUUUCAAAAUCUAAACAAUGCAAAAAAUUGUUAGCUCACACGAAUUGGCUCUAUUAUACUUCCUGCCUGUAUUUAGCUAGAAAAAGAAAAGAUUUACUAUAGAAUAGUUAAUUUUCCAUAGUAAAGUCAAGCACACUGAAGGAAAACAUCCUUAAAAGAAGAGUGCUGUAAUGUAAGAUAGGCUCUCUUUUGUCAUGGCAGCGGUAGCCAUGGUUACAAGCUCGUCGUCUCUGAUGUGACACAAAGGUUAGGGAGGAAAUGAGUCUGCAGACUGAGCUGGAAGACGUUCAGCCUUCAGGGUCAGAAGGAGAAAAGACUCUUACUGUGGACACGCAGGUAAAAUCACAACAAGAAGUAUUCAGAUCCUUUACCUGCAGCUUCUCAUGCCCGCCCUGCUCGAAUUGCGUCCUGCCCCUGAAUUGUGCCCUGUAUGACACCCCUGUUAAAGUAUGUGUAUCAAUAAGUUAAGUCUGAUGUGUUGAUCAAUAAUGGGUUCACCUUGAUCUCACAUUUUCAGCUCAUCAUUUGUUAGUCUUCCUUGGCACUCCUGAUCUCUGAUAAAUAUUUUCAGCAAUAAGAGGAAACAGUCU
Messenger RNA from Chelmon rostratus (copperband butterflyfish), 3880 nucleotides. RefSeq names its product microfibril associated protein 3 like (gene mfap3l). The coding region runs from base 280 to 1488 and encodes 402 amino acids. The record is from RefSeq and is a predicted model, not a curated record. NCBI's taxonomy places the organism in Eukaryota, Metazoa, Chordata, Actinopteri, Chaetodontiformes, Chaetodontidae. The transcript has 3 exons.